AGCAAUCUCAAUUUGUUCUUCAUACUAAGAGCUCCGUUUUACCUUUUGCCAAAGCUAUCUUAAUUUGUUCUUCAUUUUUAGAGAAUCUUUAUUUCUCAAUAAUUCUUCGAUUUUUGCUCUUCGAUUUCGCAGUCGUUUCUUUGUUUUUUCUCGGUUCGAAUUCCGUUCGAUUCUCGCGUGUGGAUUUUUUUGACAGAUUUUUAUUUGAAUUUCCCGUUUCCAUUCUUUUUUCCCCGAAUUAUGGAGGUUUCGGUGAUCGGAAAAUCUCAGGCGAAGAUCGCUGGAGCCGAUUUUGGUAACAGGGAGUUAGGGUUUUUCAAUUCGAAAGUAGAUAGAAAGAUUUUUGGUUCGAAGUCGAAGAUCUGUUUCAUGAGAAAUUCGAGGUGUGAAAGGUCGAGAAUCCGAUUAUCGACGAAAGCCGUGCAGAUGGAACCAGUUCAACCUCAAAACCUAAACGUUGGAAGAAGAUCCAAAUCUCUUGAGGGGGUGAAAUUGUAUGUUGGUUUGCCAUUAGAUGCAGUUUCUACCUGCAAUGCAAUUAACCAUUCAAGGGCAAUUGCAGCUGGCCUUAAGGCUUUGAAGCUGCUUGGUGUAGAAGGUGUAGAGCUUCCGGUGUGGUGGGGAAUCGCUGAGAAAGAAACCAUGGGGAAAUAUGAAUGGUCAGGCUAUCUUGCCCUUGCGGAGAUGGUCCAAAAUGCAGGUCUCAAGCUACAUGUUUCACUUUGCUUCCAUGCAUCUAACCAACCAAGAGUUCCUCUACCCGAAUGGGUCUCGAAGAUCGGUGAAUCUGAGCCUAGCAUCUACUUCACCGAUCGUUACAUGCAGCAAUAUAAAGAUUGCAUAUCACUCUCUGUUGAUAACCUUCCUGUCCUGAAUGGGAAGACUCCUAUCCAAGUCUACCAUGAAUUUUGUGAGAGCUUCAAGUCUUCAUUCUCAAAUCUCUUGGGCUCUACAAUCUCGGGUAUCUCCAUGAGUCUCGGACCAGAUGGUGAACUUCGAUAUCCUUCCCAGCGACAACUGAAGUCACAUAGAGUUGGAGAAUUUCAGUGCUAUGACAAAAACAUGCUUAGCCUUCUUAAGCAACAUGCCGAAGCAAGCGGGAAUCCUUUAUAUGGACUCGGAGGCCCCCAUGAUGCUCCGAGCUAUGACGAAAUGCCGAACUCGAACAGUUUCUUCAAAGAACAUGGUGGUUCAUGGGAGUCUCACUAUGGCGAUUUCUUCCUUUCGUGGUAUUCUAGUGAGCUAAUUGCUCACGGCGAUCGCCUUCUCUCUCUUGCCUCAUCUGUCUUUGGAAACACCGAAGCAACCAUUCAUGGGAAGGUUCCAUUGAUGCAUUUUUGGUACAAAACUAGAUCACACCCUAGUGAAUUAACAGCCGGAUUCUACAAUACCGCCAACCGAGAUGGAUACAAUGCUGUUGCCGAAAUGUUCGCCAGGAACUCAAGCAAAAUGAUCUUACCUGGAAUGGACCUAUCAGAUCAACAUCAUCCUCAGGAGUUGCUAUCAAGCCCCGAGUCAUUAAUAGCACAAAUCAAGUCAGCUAGCAAAAAGCACGGUGUAAUGUUGUCAGGACAAAACUCAUCCGAUUCGGGACCUCAUGGGUGCUUCGAUAGGAUAAAGAAGAAUUUGGACGGGGAAAAUGUGGAGUUGUUCACAUACCAGAGAAUGGGAGCUUAUUUCUUCUCUCCAGAGCACUUUCCUUCGUUUGCUGAAUUUGUUCGAAGUGUUCAUCAACUCGAACUGCAUUCAGAUGAUCUUCCCGCCGACGAGGAAGAAGAAGACGACGUCACCGAGAUGCCAUGUCCCAGUCCCGUGCCUGAAGCACGGAUGCAAGCGGCUUAAGAGAGACCGGAGUAUCGUAGUAAUGUAAAUAUGGAACGAAUUUGGUAAGAUCAUUGAGUAGAAUCUGCCUUCUUAAAAAAAUACUGAGACAUCGUUUAGGCCAUUUCAUGUUCUGUGAGUAACUUCAAUUCAAGGCAUGAGAAAUAGUAUUUUAGAUUGAGGAUUUAUAUUACACAUCCUCGUGAAAAGUAGCACUGUAUAUGCUUGUAAGAUUCUGGUUUGGUUUGAAGCAAGAGAUACUUCAAGAUUAUCAUAGUUUGAUAUGUAAAAUUUCAGUGAUUUUAAUAAGUCAUGUAUUAAAAACCCCUUAUAUUUUGAUUUAUUAUCAUUAACUUCGAAAUUCGAACCUA
This is a messenger RNA of Benincasa hispida (wax gourd), 2192 nucleotides long. RefSeq names its product beta-amylase 3 (gene BMY3). NCBI's taxonomy places the organism in Eukaryota, Viridiplantae, Streptophyta, Magnoliopsida, Cucurbitales, Cucurbitaceae. The record is from RefSeq and is a predicted model, not a curated record. Gene Ontology annotation, biological process: polysaccharide catabolic process. Gene Ontology annotation, molecular function: beta-amylase activity.